This is a messenger RNA of Cladocopium goreaui, 1251 nucleotides long. The record is from the annotation of a GenBank genome assembly. NCBI's taxonomy places the organism in Eukaryota, Dinophyceae, Suessiales, Symbiodiniaceae.
AUGGCAUUGGUCCUUGCGGAGAAAUACGGCGGCAGAUGUGAUCAAUACUGUGAAAGCUUUGGUCAAGUGUGUAUCAUGGCUGCUGAAGAGCAGGAGGAGAACUGCGAGGUGAAAUAUGAAGUGCCUUGCGACCAAGCCAUCACUGGUACCUCAGACAUCCUGUGCAAGUGCGGCAAGAGCAAUGCUCCACCGCAGUGUCCAGUACCACCAAAGACCACACAAACCACAACGCCAACGCCGUCGCCCAACAAGCGCAUUCAAGUUGUGGGAAAGCAGAUCCUGGUGGAUGGCACCCCGCUGCAUUUGAAGGGCGUGGCCUGGAAUCCGGUGCCCAAGGGCGGUGCGCACCCUGCAGACCUGGACUUCUCCUCAGCGGUAGAGGAGGAUGCCAAGCUGAUGAAAAAGAUGGGCAUCAACGCUGUACGAACAUAUGAGCCCAUUACGGAUAAGCAGGUGCUGGACAUCCUGUGGGGCCAAGGCAUUUGGGUGGUCAACAGCGUCUACAACUGGGGCGGCGCAGAUGCCGACUCCGCCGCAGCCCCGGUCAAGGCGACAAAGGAUCACCCUGCCAUUCUGAUGUGGACCAUUGGAAAUGAGUGGAACUACAAUGGGCUGUAUGUUGGAAGCAGUUUCUUUGAUUGUGUGGGGAGGAUCAGAGACGUGGCGAACGUCAUUCUGGAGCAUGACACCAGCCAUCCCAUUGCAUCCAUCUAUGGUGAUGUGGGCAAAUUGGAUGAAGCGGUCGAUUCUCUGCCGGAGAUUGAGAUUUGGGGCAUCAACGCCUAUCGAGGAAUCAGCUCCCAAGCCUUGAAACCGGUAGACACCAAGCUGAGCCCCUGCGCAACUGAGAAAGGCGAAUACGGUGCGGACGCCUUCAACGCCAAGAUUUCGGGAGAAGAUCAAGAUGCACAGGCCAAAGCGACCAAGGAACUGACAGAAGAGAUUCUGGGGCAAAGCUCAGUGCUGGGCCGUCUCUUGGCCAGCCAUUACAGCCAGUCUUUGUGUUUCGAGUGGCCGGUGACAUCUGGUGACACCCGGCGCCACCAAGAUGACGAGUGGCACAAAGACAACGACGGCUCAAAGGAUCGCCACGACACAGGCGGAACCGCACCCGGAGGGGGUCCGUACCCAGACAUGACUUUCAACGAGGAGUGGUGGGGUUUGGUCAACAUCGAUCGAGAGACGCGCAAAGCAUUCGAAGCCUACAAGAAGACUGACCUACCAACCGCAGCGCAAAAGAUCACCGCCUGA